UGAACUGAUGUGAAUUCCCCUCAUCUCAGUCGUCAGUUCCACUGGAGCUCUUGCAGACUACAGUCACAGGAGACUACUGAAGAGGACAAUGGAGUACCUGCAAUCCUAUCACUGUUUACUCUGCUACCUUCUGCUGGCUCUUAGAGAUCCUGCACUCUGUGCUAAAGAGAUCACUGUUAGCCCAGCCAAACCCCUUGUCAAGGUGGGAGAUGCUGUGACCUUGAUCUGUGAGACAACCUGCCCCCAGGGCAGACCACGCUGGAUGGAACUAGACGAGAGCGAUGUCCCUCAGAAUACCACAAAAAACAGAAGUUGUCUACAUAUUGCAGAUGUACACCCGAAUCAUGAGGGAAAGUAUACCUGCACAGCAGUAAAAUGUAGAAAACAGAAGAAGGAAACAAUCCAGCUCAGAGUUUACUCUUUCCCGGUGCCUGUUCUGUCCACGGUGCCAGAGAACCCUGUCUCUGGUCAACCUUUUAAGGUGAAAUGCACACUGACAAAAGUUUACCACAGAGAUGAUGACAACGUUGAGAUGCGUCUCUUCCACCAUGAUAAGCUUGAAACAGAACACUCCAAAAACUGUGAUGGUGACAGAUUUUGUGAUCACACGUGGUCUUCUAGGAAUCAGAUGGGCACUAGCAAAACAGAUUAUCAGUGUGAAACCAAACUUACUAUUGGCCCUAACAGCUUUACUGAAAAGGCUCGUCUUACCAUACAUUUCCAGGUUAAACCCACGGAAGGACCAAUGUCAGAACCUGUAAAUAAGGAAGGCGAAGGUCAAGGUGAUGCUGGUGAUGACUAUAAUGAUCCCAGAAGCACUGCCACGUCUCCUGAACAGAUGGAAACACAAACGUCAGAACCUGUCACUACGGAAGUCAAAGGUCAAGGUGAUGCUGGUGAUGACUAUAAUGAUCCCAGAAGCACUGCCACGUCUCCUGAACAGAUGGAAACACAAACGUCAGAACCUGUCAGUACGGAAGUCAAAGGUCAAGGUGAUGCUGGUGAUGACUAUAAUGAUCCCAGAAGCACUGCCACGUCUCCUGAACAGAUGGAAACACAAACGUCAGAACCUGUCAGUACGGAAGUCAAAGGUCAAGGUGAUGCUGGUGAUGACUAUAAUGAUCCCAGAACCACUGCCACGUCUCCUGAACAGAUGGAAACACAAACGUCAGAACCUGUCAGUACGGAAGGCAAAGGUCAAGCAGUGGAGGCCUCCAGCUCCACCACCACGGCCAUGGUUGCACUGGGCUCCACAGUGGGAUCCCUAUCCAUUCUCUGCUUCCUGGGCUCCCUGACUCACCUGAUCAAACAGAGGAAACGCAAGUCACCCCCUAGUGGUCCCGAGAACCAUCCUGAUGGCUGCUGACCACCAUGACAUCAGCUUCAUCUUAUGUUCUCAAGUUUUUUUUUGUCCUAUGUGUUAAAUGCCAAUGUAGGUCUCUAGCCUGCCUACACGCACCUUUCCUAUAACAACUUUCCUCAUGUACUGCCUGCUGUAUAACUUUUUUUUUAAACCUAACUAUUAAAAUUAAAGCAAACAUAUAACCAAAUAAUAAUUUACUGGAAAAAUGCCAAAGAAGAACAGUCAAACAUAAACAUUGUAACUAACAUAAAGCAUGCUGUUUGAUUAAUAUCAUAUGUUCAUAAUAAACCUCUUGAGAAACAGGA
Salvelinus fontinalis (brook trout) is the source of this 1668-nucleotide messenger RNA. RefSeq lists its product as uncharacterized. The coding region runs from base 89 to 1366 and encodes 425 amino acids. The transcript has 13 exons. Gene Ontology annotation, molecular function: integrin binding involved in cell-matrix adhesion. Gene Ontology annotation, cellular component: membrane. Gene Ontology annotation, biological process: heterotypic cell-cell adhesion; integrin-mediated signaling pathway; positive regulation of lymphocyte migration. Lineage: Eukaryota; Metazoa; Chordata; Actinopteri; Salmoniformes; Salmonidae. The record is from RefSeq and is a predicted model, not a curated record.